This is a messenger RNA of Coprinopsis cinerea okayama7#130, 801 nucleotides long. Its product is annotated as pirin domain-containing protein domain-containing protein. The record is from RefSeq and is a predicted model, not a curated record. The transcript has 3 exons. The coding region runs from base 1 to 801 and encodes 266 amino acids. Lineage: Eukaryota; Fungi; Basidiomycota; Agaricomycetes; Agaricales; Psathyrellaceae.
AUGGCUUCUGCUUUUGAGAUUAUCACUCGAAGGAGCGAGGAACGCGGACAUGCCGACCAUGGCUGGCUCAAGACGUUCCAUACCUUCUCGUUUGCCAUGUACUACGAUCUAUCACAUCAGCAAUACGGUCCUCUGCGCGUCAUUAACGAAGAUCGCGUCGCAGCGCAUCGAGGAUUCGGCAUGCACUCCCACAGAGAGUUUGAGAUCUUCUCCUAUGUCGUCUCAGGUCAAUUACAACACAAAGACUCGAUGGGCAACGUCGAAAUCCUGAAACGCGGGGACAUCCAAAUGACCUCAGCAGGAACCGGAAUCUCUCAUUCGGAAGGCGCGUACGGAGGGGAACCCGUGCAUUUCCUCCAGAUAUGGGCCCUGCCUUCCCAGUCGCGCCUCACACCAAAGUACUACACCCGGCACUUUUCCGAUGAGGAGAAGAAGGACCAGUGGGCCAAGGUGGUUGCACCUGCGUGGUCCAAAGGUAUCAAGACUUCAGAAAGAAACGGCGAUGGACCGGCACCCGUGAACAGCGCUCUGACGCUCUACUCCUCCAUCCUUGGCGAGGGCAAAGCUCUCGACAGACCACUGGAGGGCAAGAAAGGGUAUAUCCAUGUCAUUCAGAGGAGCGGGUAUCGAGAAGGGCCGGCCUCGGGUGCGACUGUCCAGAUCGACGAUGGGCAGGGAGGGAAGGUGGACUUGAGGGAGGGUGACGGGGCGUACGUGAGGAUCACCGCUCCCAACGCCGUGCUCAAGUUCCAAAACACGGGAGAUCGACCCGCCGAAAUCCUCGUCUUCGACCUCGAGUAA